AUGCCCGCGCGCGCCUCGACGUCGGCGGCGUCCAUCGCGCCGCGCGUCGGCGCGUCACGGACGCGUCAAGGACGAUGCGCUCAUUCGUCGACGCGUGUCCCUCGUUCGUCGGCGGUGGCGUCCGCGGGAGGAGGCGCGGUCGUGGUACUCGGCACCGAUGAGGCCGACAUGAGGGUGACCGCGCAGGCGGUGCGCGACGCCAUGCCGUCGUGCCUCCUACUCUGCGUGCUCCACGACGACCGCGACGGCCUGACCCGCGGCGGCGUGGAGCACGCGCUGGAACUGGGCCCGUGGGAGGGAUGCUACCGCCUGGUGGGCGCGUCCGGGGAGGACGCCGCCGUCGUCGCCACCGACCCCACCGAAGGACUAGCAAGAUCCCUCGGACUCGUCCCGGUGCUGUGCGUCGUGGGAGUCGCCAGGGAGACGUGCCUGGGCGAGGACGCCAACGGGGCGAGGACCACAAGGGCGGCGCGCAGGGCCGCCGUCGCCGGCGUGCCCACGAUCGCCGUGUCCGUCCCGACCCGAUCGCCCGACGCGCCCGCGGCGCCCGCGGCGUCGGCCCUCGCUCGACUCCUUCGCGCAGUCGCGCGAGUCGUCCGAACAGACGCCCCGGCCAACUGCCCGCGGUCGCACUUCCCCUUCCCCACGCGCGGCAGGUGGUCCGCGGUGGGUACCGACCAGCUCCCGCUCGACGCCGCCCUCGCCGCGCAGCUGUUCGCGCGCGACGUCGGCGACUUCGCCGCCGAGGACUGCUGGUCGCUCGGGGGCCCUCUACACGCCGCGGCACACGCGCAAACGCCAAACGCAAACGGAGGGGAGGUUGGAAACGCGCCGACCCGGCUCACGCCCGCGGAGGCGAGGGAGGUGCUGAGGGACGCGUUCCGCGAGGGCGACGUGUUCCUCUCGGUGUCCGUGCCGCCGCGGUGGGACGUGGAGGCGGGGGGGAGGUUCGCGGCGGCCAGGCCGGGCGUGCUCUGGCGGCAACAGACGGCGCGCGCGGCGUAUCCAAACGAGCACGACGGGGGCGACGGAAUCGACGGAAUCGACGGGGGGUCGUCCACGUCGAGGGACCUGUGGGGACGCACGCUGCCGGUCCAAUCGCUGGGCGACGCGCGCGCGGGCGAGGCUGGGGCGAGGUUCGUGCGUCAGCUCGCGACGGAGGCGGCGGUGAACGGACGAUCGGAGGCGGCUUCGACGUCAACCUCGGAGCGUCGUCGUCGUUCGCCGCCGCGGGGGUUCCGCAUCGGUCCCGGGACGGUCGUCGCGGACGACAGCGCCGGGGGCGACGUGGACGUCGUCAUGGGUAACAAGGCGGCGGUGUGCGCCGCGCAGACGUGGCCGCACGGACACGCGUUUUCCCUCCUCGACCACGUCGCCGCCGAGGCGCUUCGAGAGGACCCGGGCACCGGCUUGCCCCUGUGGCUGUGCGAGUGA
This is a messenger RNA of Micromonas commoda, 1434 nucleotides long. RefSeq lists its product with no specific name. The record is from RefSeq and is a predicted model, not a curated record. Bases 1 to 1434 code for a protein of 477 amino acids. Gene Ontology annotation, molecular function: hydrolase activity. The transcript has a single exon. NCBI's taxonomy places the organism in Eukaryota, Viridiplantae, Chlorophyta, Mamiellophyceae, Mamiellales, Mamiellaceae.